This is a messenger RNA of Monosiga brevicollis MX1, 2142 nucleotides long. RefSeq lists its product as uncharacterized. Gene Ontology annotation, molecular function: microtubule binding. The transcript is spliced from 16 exons. NCBI's taxonomy places the organism in Eukaryota, Choanoflagellata, Craspedida, Salpingoecidae. The record is from RefSeq and is a predicted model, not a curated record. The coding region runs from base 1 to 2142 and encodes 713 amino acids.
AUGGCCGCUUCCCCGCCGGCGGCCCCAACCACCGCCGACCUCCAGCAGCAAAUUCUUGAUCUCGCCGAAGUCAUCGCCCUCCAAGCCAAGGAGGUUGAAGGUUGCCAUCACCAGAUCAAGCUUCUCAAAACCCGCAUUUCGCAGCUGGAGAACGCCAACAAAGUGCCCAGCAACCGCAGUUCCCUGCGUCGGCCGCAAACACCCGCCAGCAAUACCGCUGCCCUUGAUGCCGACAACUCCCCCAAUCAUGAGGCUGCCGUCGAGCGUCGGCCCAGCACCAACCGCAAACUGGCGCGCAUUCGCUCGCGCAACUCCCGCAAAAAUCUCGCCGCCGAGCUCCAGGAUGAACUGCCAACCCUGGUCAUCAACAAUCAUGCCAACGUUGUUCAUCCGCCCCUUGAUGUCGAAGACCUCAAUACAUUGGAUACGAGCACACCCCUCAACUCGUUGCGCCUCACCCGAGCCUAUGGCUACAAUGGCAAGCUACGCCACGCAGUCGUUUAUCUCCCGAAAACCAAUGAGGUUGCAUUUCCAGUCGGAACUCUUGUCGUCUUGAUCGAUCCGACCACACACGAGCAGCGACUCUACAAGGAGCAUCGGUCUCAGGUUCAAGCACUGGCUCUUCAUCCCGAUGGGGAUGUGAUGGCCUCAGUCGGCACCAUCACCUCUCUGCGCAACCGCCCCGCCAUCCGUUUUUGGGAUCCCGAUACGCUGGCCACGCUGCACACUCUCGAGCACGACAAUCUCAGCGGAGUUGCGCUCCUGCAAUUUUCCCCGGUGGACCCCGACAUUCUCCUGGUGUACCAAGAGCAAGAACAACUGCUGAGCCUGUGGGACUGGCGCAACCAUGUACCCAUGAUCUUUCAGGCGAUGGGCGGCGAUGUUCUCUCGCUCCAUGUCAACGUUACCAGCAACACCAUUGUCACUGCUGGCAAGCGACACCUCAUGUUUUGGACCCUCAGCGCCCAGAAUGACCAGACGGUCACCUUGGCCCCAAAGCGAGCCAUUUUUGGCAAGCGCGAUCGGCCUGCUGCCGUGUUGUGCGCCAUGACGUCUCCCAAAGGCCUCACGGUAACGGGCGACACGUCCGGCGCCAUUCUCGUCUGGACCAAGCCGGUUCCCAAUCAUAAUAUCUCACACCUGAUUGAGAAUGCCCACGAGGGGGGAGUUGGGGCCCUGUGCGCCACCGAGCAGGGGUUUGUCUCUGGUGGCGUCAAGGAUGGCCGCGUGCGCCUGUGGGCCUGGACCUAUGACCUCUUCCCCGUCAACGAUGACGAAUUCAACGAGAUGACCGUGCAUGGCGGUGUCCGCGCCUUGGCAUGUGUCACCGUCGACGGGUUGCCUUAUCUGAGCGACUUUUUCAUUGGCACGAGCACCAACGUCGUUCAGAGCGUGGAUGCAGGCGAGGGCACGGUCAACACCAUUACACGUGGCCACUCCAGUGCCGUUGUGGCUGCUGCCCCGCAGCAAGAGCACUUUGUCACGGCGACGAGGGACGGUGUGGUGGCCAUUGGCUAUGCUACUGGUGUGGUUGAUCUACUGGCUGCUGAUGGCGCUUCUCUAGACGAUCUGAUGCGAGACAGGCAACCCGCUGACGACUGCACGACAACUCUUAGGCUGCUUGCCGUUGGUGCGGAAGAUGGCAUGGUGCGGAUAUACCAGCGAGCGGCCAGUGUCCCGGGCGUGCACGGGCCGACAUACCGACCGCUGGAUGAGAAGACGCAUCAGGUUUUUGCCGACCCCAUCGUGGGUAUCGACAUUUGUGACGCGAGUCAAUUUUUACGCAUCGCCUCGGCCCACACGGUCACGACACGCCGCAUCUCCGACAUGGCGGAACCUUCUGUGGAAACGGCCCGCGCCCUUGCAUGGUCCACGCCGGCCGCGCGCAUAUGCUGGCAAGCUGCAGGGGCCUGGGCGGCCGUGGGCAACGAUGCGGCUGUUUUGGGCCCGGUGGCGCUGCGAGUCGAUUCUGGCAUGCCGCUGCUGGCCAGCGGAGAUCGGACGGGCACGCUGCGUCUCUAUCGCUACCCGGCGCCAGAGGCGGCCGAGGCCUUUAUCUAUGCACAACACAACAAGAGCAUCACCGGUCUGGGCUUCAAUAGGUAUGUGGCUUUGUCAACCCCUGCCGGGCUAGGCCCGUGA